This is a messenger RNA of Pocillopora meandrina, 12364 nucleotides long. The record is from the annotation of a GenBank genome assembly. Lineage: Eukaryota; Metazoa; Cnidaria; Anthozoa; Scleractinia; Pocilloporidae.
AUGUCCACUUCUGGGAAAAAGCCAUAUCAGUGCAAAACUUGUGACCAGUGUUUUGUAAAAAAAGGAAAUCUACAAAGACAUGAGAGAUCUCACGCUAGAGGAAAGCCAUACCAGUGCAAAAGCUGUGACAAGUGCUUUCAUAGACAAAGAGAUCUAGAGGUUCAUGAGAGAUCCCACACUGGAGAGAAGCCAUACCAGUGCAAAACUUGUGACAAAGGGUUUGCACAAAAGGGUGAUCUACAUAGACAUGAAAGAUCCCACACUGGAGAGAGGCCAUACCAGUGCAAAACUUGUGACAAAGGGUUUGCACAAAAGCGUGAUCUACAUAGACAUGAAAGAUCCCACACUGGAGAGAGGCCAUACCAGUGCAAAACUUGUGACAAAGGGUUUGCACAAAAGCGUGAUCUAACAGUACAUGAAAGAUCCCACACUGGAGAGAGGCUAUACCAGUGCAAAACUUGUGACAAAGGGUUUGCACGAAAGGGUCAUCUAACAGCACAUGAAAGAUCCCACACUGGAGAGAAGCCAUACCAGUGCAAAACUUGUGACAAAGGGUUUGCACAAAAGGGUGAUCUACAUAGACAUGAAAGAUUUCACACUGGAGAGAGGCCAUACCAGUGCAAAACUUGUGACAAAGGGUUUGCACAAAAGCGUGAUCUAACAGUACAUGAAAGAUCCCACACUGGAGAGAAGCCAUACCAGUGUAAAAGCUGUGACAAGUGGUUUAGUGAUAAGAGAAAUCUACGUAGACAUGAAAGAUCCCACACUGGAGAGAAGCCAUACCAGUGUAAGACAUGUGAUAAGUGGUUUACACAAAAAGAAACUCUAAAAGCACAUAUGAGAUCUCAUACUGGAGAGAAGCCAUACCAGUGUAAAAGCUGUGACAAGUGGUUUAGUCAUAGAGGAAAUCUAAAUAAACAUGAAAGAUCUCACACUGGAGAGAAGCCAUACCAGUGUAAGACAUGUGAUAAGUGGUUUAUGCAAAAAGAAACUCUAAAAGCACAUAUGAGAUCCCACACUGGAGAGAAGCCAUACCAGUGCAAAACGUGUGAAAAGUGGUUUGCACAAAAUAGUCAUCUAACAGUACACAAAAGAUCCCACACUGGAGAGAGGCCAUACCAGUGCAAAACUUGUGACAAAGGGUUUGCACAAAAGGGUGCUCUACAUAGACAUGAAAGAUCCCACACUGGAGAGAGGCUAUACCAGUGCAAAACUUGUGACAAAGGGUUUGCACGAAAGGGUCAUCUAACAGCACAUGAAAGAUCCCACACUGGAGAGAAGCCAUACCAGUGUAAAAGCUGUGAUAAGUGGUUUAGUCAUAAAGGAAAUCUACAUAGACAUGAAAGAUCCCACACUGGAGAGAGGCCAUACCAGUGCAAAGCUUGUGACAAGUGGUUUACUCAGAAGAGAACACUUCAAAGGCAUGAAAAAUUGCACUCUGGACAGCAACAGCCAGAUUCCUCAGAUUGCAAUGAAGCAUUUACUUGCUGGAUUUGUCAGGAAAAACUGAGCAGUGAAUCCCAGCUUAUUAACCACUAUGAAGAACACAUGAAGUUCACUUGAUUUUAUUGUUGAUAAGUCUAUCUGAUGUAAGAUUAAGAUUUAAAGAACGUUUGAGUUUUGCAGUAAAAUGAAUAAUUUUGAUUUCUCAGAUUGAUUAUCUUAUAAAGUGGGAUGGGUGUAGUGUUUAGGCAUUUUGUUACUGUUAUAUGGAUUUAUCGGUGCAAAAAGAAUUAUGGUACUGUAACAUGAUGCUGGUCUAGAUUAAAGAAACCUGUUGAGUUUAUCUGCACCUAUCAGGAUAUUAACAGGCCAUUAUUACAACAGGUACAGCUAUUACACCUGCAGCAGGCCAAAUGCUAUAUGCUAUGCCACUUUACAAUCUGCAUCUAAUGACAAUGUCAUUUCUUUUUAAAUAGAGGUUGACUGGUUUUCUUUGUCAGUAAUGCUCUUCAGUAAGCUUACAAGCUAAUGUUUUGUUUUCUUAGCAAUGUCUUUGCUUCCUCUUUCCUUUAAUUCUUCUUUAAGCUGAGGAACUGUCAUUUUUGUAAAGUCAACUGAGCUCAAAGGCACAGCAGGGUGAGUUUGAGAUGCAACAGUACUUUAACCACUUUGCAGAUUAGAUAGAGGUGUAGCAAUUUCAGACGGUACAGUUUUUUAUUUUUUCGGAAUAUGUCCUCUUCCCAGUACUCUAGUUUGUUUUUGAUAGGAUCUGGGCUCCCAUUCCCUUUUUCUUAAGUGCCAUUAGCAUGACUCUUGAUGAAGAACAUCUCUAAUAGAGUCCCACUUGUUUCCAGAAAACAGUGGACCCAUCAAUGUUCCUUUCAACUCCUUGCCCUGUAAAUGUUGUUACUACUUGGUACAUUUGAAAAAACCAUGGGAUUUAUGGGAAACCAUAAUAUGAAGGUAUUGGGUAACUCUCUUUCACUUUUAACCUUCCCUUAAUCCUUUGAGAGAAAUGAAAUCACUCACCUAUUGUUUUGCUUUCAACCAAAACUCUGUGGGGCUAGUAUUCGGUUGCCAAUUACUGAGAUUUUUUACAGGGCUGCAAAGUACACCUAUAUUUUUAUGAUCUUUUCAGCAGUUUCAGGCCUCAAGAAAUCAUUCAUUUUCUCUGGAAGGUGAUACAGCAUUAUUUUCUUAUCAUUUCUUAUUAGACUUAUCCAUUCGUGAACAGAACUUUCUUUGCCAUCCGCAUUUUUCUUUCCCAGACAUCAAAAGACACUCCACAAGACCUGCUGCUGUGAAUGAACUUAUGUAGGUGUGCCUGUUUGUUGAUCAGGUUUUCAAUACUCUCCUCAAUAUCCCAAUCAUUAACUUCUGUUAUUAAAUUGGCAGUUAACACAUAUCAGUUAUUCUUAAAAGGAGGUGAAGUUCAUCAACAAUUAUAUGAUCCAAUUCAAUGUCCAGAAGGGGUUCCUUACAGCAGCCAUAAUCAUCUGUUGAUUUUUUGGACAUUUCUUUCAAUUCUUUUAAAGACCUUGAAAGUGGCUUUGAAUUGAAAUAACUAAAAUGCUGAUCUGUUUUCCAUCUAUCAUCCUUUUGGAUUUUACACCAUGCACAUGCAUAGUUAGCUGUUGCUCCAUUUAAACCUAGCAUGCGGAGAAUGAAUUUAUAAUUACCGCAAUGCAUGGUCCCUAAUUGUUCCGUUCAACAGAGCAUCGUAAUCUUACACAAGCUGUAGGCCAGGGAAAACUUGUGAGGUUUUCUCAGAGGGUCCUCAGUGAUAAUUCUAUGCCAUUUCUUUUACAAUGGAUAGGUUAUUUCCAGGGCGAAAAUUGGUUUCGUCUCCAAAAAUUUAGCUGCAUAUCAUUAUUAAAUCUGUGUAUCAAACAAAUUUUAAACUUGUUUAAGCUUUGGUGUGAACGGGGUAUAAGCUCCGGUUUACUGAACUCAACUACUUUUGCAUAUUCAUGCUGACAGUUCUUUCUGUCAUCCGACAUUUUUUUAAAAAACCCGGGAAAAUGUAUUGUAUUCCAACUCGGAAAACAGGAGGAGAGGCUACCUAGCUAGAAGAGAAAUUUUCAAAAUGGUGGACGAAGUAAGGCUAGUGUCAGCAUGAUUGCACGAAGGUUGUUUGAGCGAGCGCAGAGCGCAUGAAAGUGACACCUGGAUGAACUCGUCUAGUUUGAGAAGAAAAUAUUAACCCUUUUUCCAGUGACGCUAGGAACCGUUAAUUCUAGUUUUAAUGGGCCGUUUUCAGUAUAGAAAUCGACUAUGGCUUUCGAACAAGAGAUUCAGAUUUAAGGACAUCAAACAUGAGCACAGAGAACUUAUGUGGAACGUUUUAAGGUAGCACGUUUAGAAAAAUUUAAGGAGAAUCAGAGGAGAAGGAUGGGGAUUUUUCAGGAACAGGAGGAAAUUUCAAAAGCGUUGGGAACUGUCGAUUCAUCAACUCUUUGUAAACAAUAUUGCUCAAAGGCAAGAGGAAAUCUUCUUCUUUUAAAUUGGAUUUGGCGACCUGAGAAAAGUUUUGUUCAUAAGCUAUGAAAGGAAGGUUUUGACCACGGUAAGUCCAGUUUUCACUGUUUUUUCUGUAAUUUCAAACGCACCGAAAUAAAAUCUAAGUCCACAAAGUGACGCGAUUCGCAUGCGCGGCGGCCAUGAUGUAAUAAAUUGUUCGCUAUGAACUGUCUGGAAAUACCUUUGCUAAUGGCAGUUGUUAUGAUAAAACAUCCAUUCAUGUAGGAGUAUUACUGUUUGAAAUAAAUUUUACACCGAAUUCUGCCCAUUUUCUCUGCCUGUUCAAACCUAAUCUAUUGGUACUGAAUUUCAAAGGUAACACCUUGUUAGAUAUGUCCUCCCUUCGGUUGAAUAAAUAGAGAGUAAUACAUGGGCGCGCGUAGAUAUGGAAUUUCUCUUCGAGUGUUUCACUCGAUAGCUCACGAGUGAGAUGUCGAUUUGAACACGAGAAGAGAAAUUCCAUAUCUACAAGCAACCAUGUAUUAUUUUGUUUAUCAUAUAAACACAAAAGCCCUUUUACUGGGAAGCAGGCCGACUAUUUUCAAUGAAAAUAAAUGAAUCGAAAAUCCCCGAAUAACAAUCAUAGAGUGCGUUGGCUCUAACUCUUAAGAAAGAAAAAUGCGCUGAACCAUGAUUGCAAAAACAACUUUCAGGUAAACGGCCAAAAUCGGCCGAUGGCAAAUCUUCCAGUUGUCGAUUUUCAUUCUCAGCCGAGAAAUGCUAACAUCAAAGCCACUAAAUACGUAACUUUCGGUUUUUUCUUUUAGUAUAUUGGUUUUCUUCCCCUUCUUCUAUCAGCGAUACGGACUUUUUAGUGUUUUAGCCGCCAUAAUUCGAGAAAGUUCCGACAAAUAACUUGUAUUUAGAGUUGCGAAGGCUCUACCGUUCAUUCAUCAACCUGACCGAGUGGCACCAAAGGCGAGUGACGUGUCAGCAGCUGAUUGACUAUAUCAAUACACGUCAAAAAAUACGAUAUUUUUUCACGUGUGCUGUUACGGCUUUUCUCAGGGCCGGAAAUCCCUGUAUAACACCGCAGUUUACGUGAUUAAAAGAGUUUCUUUUCUUCUAGCAUUGUAAGUACCUUUUGCUGUCAAAGAGUUUUUCCCAGUUGAUGCUUACAUGGCAAAACAAAAAUGUCAAGUACUGACAAGGUACAAAAGAAAUGGAAAAUCACUAAAUUCUGUACAGAAUCUACAAAACGCGUGGGGAACUGUUGUGUGGAAAAGGCAUUUAAAUGCAAAACUUGUGACAAGUCUUUUGCACAAAAGCUAAGGGGCAUCUACAAGUACAUGAAAGAUGCUACACUGGAGAGAAGCUAUACCAGUGCAAAACUUGUGAUACGUAUCUUACACUAAAGGGAGAUCUGCUAGUACAUGAGAGAUCUCGCUCUGGAAAGAGCCCAUACCAGUGCAAAAGUUGUGACAAGUGGUUUAAAGGCAAAUCUACAGGCAUAUGAAAGAUUUCACAUCGGAGAGAAGAAAUACAAGUGCAAAAGUUGUGACAAGUGGUUUUCUCUAAAAGGGACUCUACAAAAACAUGAAAGAUACCUCGCUAGAGAGAGGCCGUAUCACUGCAAACAUGUGAUAAGUGGUUUCCUUGAAAAAAGAGAUAUACAAGUACAUGUGAGAUUCCACACAGGAGAGAAGCCAUACCAGUGCAAAAUUUGUGAAAAUUGCUUUUACUCAGAAAAGAGGUAUUCAAACCCAUGAAAGAUCUCAUACGGCAGAGAAGCCAUACUAGUGCAAAACAUGUGACAAGUGGUUUACACAAAAGGGAAAUUUACAAAGACCUGAAAGAUCCCACACUGGAGAGGAGCCAUGCCAUUGCAAAUCUAACGAUAAGUGUUAUACCCAAUGAGUCAAUGAAAGAUCAACAUCUUAGGUUCACAAGACUCUCAUAGAGAUUUAUCUGAGAUAUAAAAUCCUGGUAAUACUUCUCCUAAUCUGUCCUGACUAUUUUUAUAAACAGUAGCUGUACAUUUAAUAUCCUAAAUUAGGUAAAUGUAACGGUUUUUCUUGUUAUUAUUCAAUACUGUCUCUUUCCCUCGGCUAUUAAGGCAUGGCCCGCCUAGAUUAGCCUUUACUAGUUGCGGGCAUGCCCUUUUCUGUAAAAUUUCAUUGGAAAUUGAUAAAGAGUGGGGGUGUGUAUGUGUGUGAAUUAGUUCUUGAGUCUCUUUUACUGUAUAUACCUUAUGCUGUUUUACCUUUAUUUAAGGAAACAUCACAAAGUCAACCUCCGGUUUUUCUUUUCAAGAUGUUUUAUUACUUUUGUUUUUUCAUCGUGAAUAAAUGUUAUGUUAUCCUGGUUCAACUGCUCAACCUCGUUUCCAGUAUCCUCUCUUCCCUGAAUGAACAAUACAGAGGAAUCUGGGAAUGAGGCUGCAUUAACAAGAUGGCGUCGGUUGUGUAAGUUACAAGCGACUAAAUACAGGAAUGGCUCCGACCUGUGAUUGGAUGAUAAGAAUAGUAAAAGUUAAUAACUUAUAUCUUAACUCCUUGCACGUGAGUAUGGUUAACCGCGUGUCUCGAAGCGGAACAAUGAAAUACCAAUGUGAAAAAACCGAUGACUCAAACAAGAAAUGGCUACCCACAUAAUGAAGAGAAGGUAGAGUCUAGCUUGUUCAGCGAGGUAGUUCAGCGAUAUUCCGGCGAUGAAAAAGUCAUCAGCUGACUAGCUCCGCUGACUAAAUUCAUUUAGUCAGUCCACGCGCACGACCAGAGACUGGAGCCAUUCCUGUAUUUCACCGCAGACAGGAAUAGCUCCGACUCAAACGUUUAAUAAUUUUUUUUCAAUAAUUUUUAAGUAAUUUUUAAACAGUUUUUGAAAAUAAAAUUUAAAACUAAACUAGUGAGCAGCGCUGUGCGAACAGUAGUUUUAAAACAGAUGAAGAGCCCGAUGAAUGGAUUUGUCCUUCAUGUGAACAAUAACCUAGAAAAUCAGUUUUCCACGAAAAAAAAACUCCCUCGAUUGUGGCCAAGCCAUAUUUCUCCAGCAGAGCAUACUGUAAAUUAAAAACAUCUGUUGCAGCGUCACGCAACAUUGCGUGAUUUUCCAAACGUGAGAUGCAGUUGCUGCAUUAUUUUAAAACUUAAGAACUACAUAGCCCUGUAGUAAGAAAAGAGGGCUUCACUUGCAGGUACUGUAGACUUCAACUUUAGAAGAACCUAAUAAAUCGCCCUUUCAGUUUUUAUCUCAGUGUAUGAAUUAUUUAGCCGAAACGAAAAAAAAAUUAACAUACGCAUGAGUUGGAGCCAUUCCUGUCUGCGGUGAAAUACACGCAUGGCUCCAGUCUCUGGUUGUCCGCCUAAACUGACUAAAUGAGUUUUGUCAGCUGAGCUUGUCAGCGGAUGACUUUUUCAUCGCCGGAAUAUCCCUGAAUGACCUUGCUGAACAAGCUAGACUCUGCCUUCUCUUCAUUAUGUGAGUAGCCAUUUCUUGUUUGACUCAUUGGCGUUUUCACAUUGAUAUUUCAUUGUUCCGCUUCGAGACACGCGGUUAACCAUACUCACAAGCAAGGAGUUAAGAUAUAAGUUAUUAACUUUUACUACUAUUUUUAUCAUCCAAUCACAGGUCGGAGCCAUUCCUGUAUUUAGUCGCAAGUGUGUAAGUUGACUUUGUCUUAAUUUUGAUAACAUUGUCUUGAGGCAAAUCACUUUGGAAAGCAUAUGAACAUGUAAGGUAUGAGUAGAAUAUAAAAUUUAGCUUAUUUCCCAAGAUGUCAAUAGUGGCUGGGUAUGUAUCUAAAUAUUAGACGUUUCGGUGUGAGGUAUCACGCGGUAUUUUUACGCGUUGCGCCAGCAACACUCGUAAAAUAACUCGGCGUUACUACACACCAAAAGCGCCUAAUAUCGAAUAAGCUAUUAAUUUUCCAACUGCCUUAUUUUAUAUUUCGAGGGCCAUAGUUUCUAGGUUGAAUUUCGUUUGCAGCUGAACUAUUAAUCAAUUUAGGAGGCUUUACUGUACUAAACUACGAUAGGGCGCUAUAGUAAACAGAAUUUGUCUGGGGACAAACUAUGAAUGCCUGUCUGGGUUUAGGUAGAAAGUACAUGUUUCAUCGUCUGUUUAUCAAAAUGUUAUUUCUUAACUUUUCGUUUCGGUAGCUGUGAUCCUGUUUAAAAGCUUGAAAUAGAGCUGGCUUUGUUUUUUAUCUCUUGUUGAUUCAUACAUAUGUACUCAGUGAAACAGAAUUUAUUUUUCCAGUAGAUCAGAGAAGUUCGUUUCCUCUUUUUGUUACCAGAUGGUUUAAUGGUGUUGCUAUUAUUAACGAAUUUAUGGUUAUGCAUGUGGUACUUGCUGAUGAGGGUACCAGGAGCCUUGGUUGUAUUCAGUGGCCCAGGUUCAGGAGUUUUAUUCAUCUAGGCUUUCUUUUUCAAAUCCUAUGGAGUUACUGCUAUCAAUUAUAAGAACUGAAGUAGUUUAUUUUCAUUUUAAAUUUACUUUGGAAUGUCUCAAUUGUUGAAAUGUUUCCAUUACCAUGUAGCAUAUCUUGAACAAAAAGUAUAUCUAUGAAACCAAUGUUUCAGCAGUGAUGCUCCCGGGUAAACUGAAAUUUAAGCAAUUCCAGAAAGGAAGGCAAAAAAAAAUGUACGCCUUGACUCCAUUCAAACCUGUGCCUCUCAGAUACUAUCAAUAGAGCUAUGAAGAGUACACACCAAUAUUUUUUUUAUGAAUACACCACAGAAGGUUUGGAUUGACGAAUAGUUAGCAAAUUUUUGUUUGAGAUGGCUGUCCCUUUGUCACCCUAUAGCAUAUGAGGGAGUUUCCUUACUAAAGAAAUGUAGAUAAAAUAAGUUAUUUGGGCAACAGAUAUUUAAAAAAAAAAACAGAUGAAUAUAUUUUGAUGGAAGUGAGGACUGUUUUCUCAAAUGAAAGACUAAAAACCUUGAAAAUGGAAAACAGGAAAAUUAUACAGUAGGAAAUGUUUAUACUCAUUAACGGGAUUUGAGGUAGGAGUGUAUAUAAAAGAAGGUAAUUUUUCCAUUUUUGUGGCUGUUACCUCACAUAGGAGGCAAAGCCACAUAUGUAAUUGAAAUGAGUCAGUGAGCGAUUAAUGGUAUCAAUAGAGUUUGGAACUUGACCCAAUUUUGACCCAAUGUUUCCUGGUGCUACUGAUUGUUUGUUUUGGAGUAAUACAGAAGAUGAUAAACAUCUCGAAAUGAUCCUAGGAUGGUGCGCGAAAAAAAAGCUUUUCCUCAUAGAGUUAUCUUAAAAGGUGUGAUUGGGGCAUUGUGAAAACAUAGAGGAAUUUUUUUCUUUGAACAGAGGGCAUUUUAACACUUGAAGUAGUGAACUAUACCUAGUAGAUUGGAAAAUAUAGUCUUGUUUAGUCUCUGUCAUGACACUACAAAAGAUGAUAACAUCUGUCAAAAUAAUUUUACACUGGUGUCUCUGGCACAUAAUUGACAACAAGACUUUUCAUCAUUUCAGAAAUAACUAAAUAGGUGAUCUGCAAGUCAUACAAGCUUUGAAGACUAUUAUUUAUUUAUUUGAGGAGGGAGUGUUUUACCAUUUCAAUCAGCAACUUAUGCCCAAAAGAGCUGCCAAAUUGAGAAGGGAGCGAGGUCUGAAAAAUGAUACCUUGAGUUUAACAUGUGACCAGUGGAAGGGUGAGAUGAUGGAAUACCCUACAAUGGGGAAUGCUUUGUUGUAUGAAACAAAAAUGGAAUUGCAGUGAAAUGAGAAAAUAGUUUUUAACUAACUGGGAAAAUUAAAAGAAGCAUAGUUUAAUCAUCAUUGGGGCCUAGAGGAUAGAUUGAUAUAGGAACAGUGAGCUUCUUGAGCUAGCUGACAUGAAUUAUCAUAAUUAUUACUAUUGUUAUCAUCAUCAUCAUCAUCAUCAUCAUCAUUAUUAUUAUUAUCCUUCUUGAUAUUGUUAAUAUUUUAAUUUUUUGCCAUUCAAUUAUUGGUUGAGUGUCCAUUCGUCAAUUUACUCUUGAAUCAUCUUUCUCUUGUGGAACAGGGUACUUGUAAAUAUGUGGGAUGCAGUAGGCUUUCUGCAUGUGAGACAAAUCUUAUGCAACACUACCUUCUAGUUUCAUUAUACAACCUCAAAUUCUUUUUAAUACUAUACAAAUUGUGCUAUAUCAGUUGCUACAUGUGGUGUUAAAUUUUUUUUUGUGAUUUUUCAACAUUGUCUUCCACCCUCUAACCAGACUAUUUCUAUUAAAGUCUAUUGGGAAUCUCUUUUGUAGUGUCCAUUAGAAAUCUCUGUUGUCUACUUUUUGUACUUUUAGUUGCUCCACUUGAUGGUGACAGGUUGAACAAAUUGUUCAUGCAGUUACAACUUUGGAUUAAAGUUAAAAACCAUUGGAACAACAUGUAGAUUGUAUGAACUGGUUGUGUGAUGCUAUGUAAAGGGACUUGUUGGGAAUGUACUUCCCUUUGUAUGUCCUUACUCAUGUGAAGGUUUUUCUUUCAGGGCUUUGGCCAGCAACUGCACUGUCUGUGAAUCCCUUUGUUCGUGGCAAUUGUUCUAAUAAAACUUCCUUUUCUGGAAGAGUAUUACUGUUUGAAACAUUUUACCUAACUAAUCGUCCAAUUUCUUUGUUUAUUCAAACUUAAGACAUUGCUUCUGAAACCCUGUCAAAUAUGCAUGUCUGGUCGAGUAAAUCUCUUUUUUUGUUUGCUUCUUACAUUUUAGAACACUUUUGCUGUUAAGGACUGUUUCUAGUUUAUGCUUCCAUGGCCAAAAGAAAAGCGUCCACUACUGGAGAAAAGCCAUAUCAGUGCAAAACUUGUUACCAGUGUUUUGCAAAAAAAGGAAAUCUACAAAGACAUGAGAGAUCUCACACUAGUGGAAAGCCAUACCAGUGCAAAGCCUCUGACAAGUGCUUUCAUAGACAAGGAGAUCUAGAAGUCCAUGAGAGGUCGCACACUGGAGAGAAGCCAACCCACCGCAAAACUUGUGACAAGUGGUAUAAUAAAAGUGGAAGUCUACAAAUUCAUAAAAGAAUUCACACUGGAGUAAAGCCUUACAAGUGUAAAUCAUGCGACAAAUGGUCAUCUACAAAAGCAUGAAAGAUCACACACUGGAGAGAAGCCAUACCAGUGCAAAACUUGUAACAAGUGGUUUACUCGGAAAGGAAAUCUGCAAGUACAUGAAAGAUCUCACACUGGAGAAAGACCCUUUCAGUGCAAAACUUGUGAUAAGUGGUUUGCGCAAAAAGAAAAUCUAAAAGCACAUACAAGAUGUCACACUGGAGAGAAGCCAUACCAGUGCAAAACUUGUAAUAAGCAGUUUAAUCAAAAAUCAAGUCUAGAAAUUCAUAAAAGAAUCCACACUGGAGUAAAGCCUUACAAGUGUAAAUCAUGUGAUAAGCAGUUUACUAUUAAAGGAAAUCUACAAGUACAUGAAAGAUUCCACACUGGAGAGAGACCAUUCCACUGCAAAACUUGUGGUAGGAGGUUUAAUCAAAAAGGAGGUCUACAAAGACAUGAAAGAACCCACACUGGAGAGAAGCCAUACCAGUGCAAAACGUGUGAUAAGUGGUUUGGUCAGAAAGGUCAUCUACAGAAGCAUGAAAGAUCACACAUUGGAGAGAAGCCAUGCCAGUGCAAAACAUUUGAAAAGUGGUUUACUCAAAAAGGUCAUCUACAAAAGCAUGAAAGAUCACACACUGGAGAGAAGCCAUACCAGUGCAAAACUUGUGACAAGCGGUUUGCUGGGAAACAAAAUCUGCAAAUACAUGAAAGAUCCCACACUAAAGAGAAGCCAUACCAUUGCGAAACCUGUGACCAGUGGUUUGCUCAAAAAAGAGAUCUACAAGUCCAUAAGAGAUCCCACACUGGAGAGAGGCCAUUCCACUGCAAAACUUGUGAUAGGAGGUUUAAUCAAAAAGGAGGUCUACAAAGACAUGAAAGAAUCCACACUGGAGAGAAGCCAUACCACUGCAAAACAUGUGAUAAAUGGUUUACCCAAAAAGAAGCUCUACAAGUCCAUGAGAGAUCCCACACUGGAGAGAAGCCAUACCAUUGCAAAACUUGUGACAAGUGGUUUGCUCAAAAGGGUCAGCUAACAGUACAUGAAAGAUGCCACACUGGAGAGAAGCCAUACCAGUGCAAAACAUGUGACAAAUUGUUUACACAAAAAGAAACUCUAAAAGCACAUAUGAGAUCUCAUACUGGAGAGAAGCCAUACCAGUGCAAAACGUGUAAUAAGCGGUUUUCUCAGAAAGGAAAUCUACAUGUACAUCAAAGAUCCCACACUGGAGAGAAGCCAUACCAUUGCAAAAGCUGUGACAAGUGGUUUAGUCAUAAAACAACUCUGAGAGUACAUGAAAGAUCCCACACUGGAGAGAGGCCAUACCAGUGCAAAGCUUGUGACAAGUGGUUUACUCAGAAGGGAACACUACAAAGGCAUGAAAAAUUGCACUCUGGACAGCAGCCAUAUUCUUCAGAUUAC